AUGUCUUCCCAGCAGCCCAAUAGCUCGGCUCCCAACAGCCCCACCAAUGUCAUUGGAUCUCCUUUCUCUAUCAACUCUCCAAUGGUAUCGCCCUCUCUGGGAUUUGGACCCAUCAGCCACAGCCAGGUAAAUCUGUGGUUCAUGUCGUUCCAGCUCUCUGCUUCAGGCGCCAUGUCAGGGAUGCAUUCAAUCAGUAGCUCUGAGGACAUCAAGCCUCCAUUUGGCCUGAGGCCCAUGUCCACUCACAGUCCUGGAAUCAUGUUGUCUCAAAAGCGCCUGUGCGUCAUUUGUGGAGACCGCUCGUCUGGCAAGCAUUAUGGCGUGUACAGCUGCGAGGGCUGCAAAGGGUUUUUCAAGAGGACUGUCCGCAAAGACUUGAGCUACACAUGCAGGGACAACAAGGAGUGUCUGGUGGACAAACGCCAGCGCAACCGCUGCCAGUACUGCCGCUACCAGAAGUGCCUGGCCAUGGGCAUGAAGAGGGAAGCGGUUCAGGAGGAGCGUCAGAGAAACCGCGAGCGUGAAGGCGAGCUGGAGUUCAGCAUGGGCAUUAAUGAGGAGAUGCCAGUGGAGAAGAUCUUGGAGGCAGAGACUGCGGUGGAGCAGAAGACUGAGCUCCACUCUGAUGGAGGCUCUGCAGGCAACUCUCCCCAUGAUGCGGUCACCAACAUCUGCCAGACUGCAGACAAGCAGCUCUUUGCCCUGGUGGAGUGGGCCAAGAGAAUCCCUCACUUCUGUGAGCUGCCUCUUGACGACCAGGUCAUCCUUCUGCGCGCAGGUUGGAAUGAGCUCCUCAUCGCCUCGUUCUCCCACCGCUCCAUCACCCUGAAGGACGGCGUUCUGCUCACCUCGGAGCUGCAGCGAGAGGGCGCUCUCAGUGCAGGAGUUGGAGCUAUCUUUGACAGGGAGAGUGUGCAGAGUGCAGAGGUUGGUGCCAUAUUUGACAGGGUUCUCACCGAGCUUGUCAACAAAAUGAGAGAUAUGCAAAUGGACAAGACAGAGCUCGGCUGCCUUCGCGCCAUCGUCCUUUUCAACCCAGAUGCGAAAGGUCUGUCCAACACGGGGGAGGUGGAGCUGCUCCGAGAGAAGGUUUAUGCAUCGCUGGAGGCCUACUGCAAACACAAGUACCCCGAGCAGCAGGGCAGGUUCGCCAAGCUGCUCCUCCGCCUGCCCGCGCUGCGCUCCAUCGGCCUGAAAUGCUUGGAGCACCUGUUCUUCUUCAAGCUGAUCGGCGACACGCCCAUUGACACUUUCCUCAUGGAGAUGCUUGAAGCUCCUCAUCAGCUGGCCUAG
Molecule: messenger RNA, 1293 nt
Organism: Nerophis lumbriciformis (worm pipefish)
Lineage: Eukaryota; Metazoa; Chordata; Actinopteri; Syngnathiformes; Syngnathidae
Source: RefSeq, a predicted model, not a curated record